This is a messenger RNA of Mobula hypostoma (lesser devil ray), 3654 nucleotides long. Its product is annotated as progestin and adipoQ receptor family member 3-like. The coding region runs from base 192 to 1124 and encodes 310 amino acids. The transcript is spliced from 7 exons. The record is from RefSeq and is a predicted model, not a curated record. NCBI's taxonomy places the organism in Eukaryota, Metazoa, Chordata, Chondrichthyes, Myliobatiformes, Myliobatidae. Gene Ontology annotation, cellular component: membrane. Gene Ontology annotation, molecular function: signaling receptor activity.
GUCGCAUGUCAUGUUCAUUCAGUUCUUUGGUUGAAUGGCGAAAGCAUUUGCUACUUGAACAGAUGAAAUGUGGAAAUCUGUGCUAUUGCCUUUUAUUUUAGCAGCAUGCUUUUAAACAGAGAUUGAACUGGGCGUCUCAAUAUGGAAUUCAUGAUUUUUUCAUUAAUUUCAAUUUAGGUUGUUCACACAAGAUGACUCACAAUAUCCUGAAAAGUUUACAUCGAGUUGAACUUGGUGGAUACAACUACUGGCCGCUAUUUUCACAAAUUGGAAUCCGUCUUUACAGUUAUGAAGAAAUCCCAACUUUUUUAAAAGGCAAUCCGUACAUUACUGAUGGAUAUAGGGCUUACUUGCCAUCAAGUUUGUGUAUCAGAAGCCUGUUUGUUUUGUCCAACGAGAGUGUGAAUAUAUGGAGCCACUUGCUGGGGUUCCUGUUGUUCUUCCUCAUGGGUCUCCAUGACACUUGCUUCCUGUUGCCAUCAUCAAACAGCACCCGGGAUGACUACGUCGUUUUUAUUAUUUUUGGCUUCUGUUUCCAGUUCUGCAUGCUCUGCUCAGCAGGAUAUCAUCUGUUUUGCUGCCACCACUCUGAGAAAACCAGCCAGCAGUGGCUUGCCCUCGACUAUGCGGGUGUCUCAGUAGGAAUGUUGGGAUGUUAUGUCCCAGGAGUUUUUUAUGCUUUUUAUUGUGCUGAGCAGUAUUGGAGACAAGUGUACCUGAUAACCGUGCUGGCCAUGAUUUUUGUGAUGUUCCUCACACAAAUCCAUCCGCAGUAUGCCUCGCAACAUUGCCACAAGCUACGCAUUCUGCUCUUCUGCUUCAUUGCCGCCUAUGGAGUAAUCCCCACGAUUCACUGGAUAUUUCAAAAUGGUGGCAUUGGGGAACCAGUUGUUAAGGUGUUUGCACCCAGAGUGGGUAUUAUGUAUCUUCUAGCAAGUUUGGCGUUUCUGUUUUAUUACAGUAAAGUACCUGAGAGGUAUUUUCCUGGUGGAUACUUGAAUUACUUUGGCUGUAGUCACCAGUGGUGGCAUUUCUUGGUAGUUUUAAUGUUCUAUUGGUGGCACCAGACUGCUGUACAUAUAAUGCAUUAUAGACAUGAGCAGCCAUGUCUAAAAAUAAAGUAAAACUUUUAAUUUACAAGUUUUCCAACAUUACCUGAAGAGGACUGCUUUCCAAUUUAGAAAAAUCAGCAAUCUUGACUACAUGACAGCUGAGUCUUCUAACCAACUGCAUGAUUGCCUUCUAAAACUGAACUCGUGCUGUAAGUUUGGAGAUUUGUACUGUGGUAAAUACUGGUACCAUGACGCCUACUCAACGAUUCCUCAGACUUACUGUUGCAUGACGAAGUCUUUCUAAUCAGCCAAAUCUUUGGCCACUUUUCUAACAUUCAGAUUGUGCCAGUAACUAACAGAUAUCACAAACUCAAGGUGCUGUAAAGGCAGCUAUGUUAAAAUGCCUUUUAACAAUGUCAGUGCAUGUAUUUGUUAAGUGCAAUUGUAUUUAUUCAAAUGUCUUUAGUGCAUUAUAAUGCCUGCGAUGUAAGUUGGUCAACAUUUUAUAGAAAUUAUUUAAUAUGUACUGUAAUAUGUAUGCUGCAAAUUUAAUAUAACCAGAAGACAGAAAAGCAAUUGUAUUGCAUGCAAAGUAACAUGUUUACAAUACCUAACUCAUGCCCCUCCCAAAUAAUAACCUAUGAUUAUAAGUUCAAAUAAUUAAAUCUGAUUUGUUGUGAAGUAAUCAACUAAUUCAGAAAAAGGUACACAAGCUGUUAUAAAUCAGAAGACAGCUUCAUAACUUAAAGAUAUAGUAUUCAGAAUGUAAUAUAACGCAUUUUAGGGAGAGCAAACCUAGUAAACUUUAUUUUUUUAAAUGUGAAAAUCUCAUGUCAAUCUUUAGAUAAUCUACACCUAACACCAUUGAUGUAAAGCAGUUAUCUGAAAUAUUGCCCUGGACAAUGUGUGGUAAGUAUCAGAAAUUUUAAUUUAAGGAACCGUUGAAUGCAUUUUAAGGAACCAUUUUCCAUUUACGUUCAGAGCAAGUGAACAAGAAGCUUAAAUUAUGAAAUGAUUGCUGUAAAACUUUGGACUUAUUUUAAUCCCUUGAUAUAGGGUAGAAAUUAUGUGAAUUUUUUAAAAGUCUAAUAUAAAGUAGGAAUGUAACUUGUACAUCUGGAAAUUUAAUGCUUUGGUCUUGUGCAAUGGAGGACUGAUUUUUCUCAGUGAUCCAGUUCUGAAGCAGGACAGUACUUCAAUGAUUAGCUGAUUGGCCUACAAGCACUACAUAUCAUUUUUCCAUUACAUUAUCCCAUUACAUUAUCGUGCCAAUUUACUGUAAAGGUGGUGCAAAUUAAAUCUAAAAUGCUAUGCAAAAUUAUUUUCUAGAAAAUUUACAGUAUUUUGAAAAAUUCAUUGAAUUUGUGAUUAAACUGUUCAGACAUAGCUAACCAUUUCCUAAAUAAUAAGAUCUGGUUACCCAUUGAUUUGAAGAUUCCAGCAGUAGAAAUUGUAGAGAUGGAUAAGAUCAAUUUUUUUUUAAUCAUCAUGAAGCUCCAGUAUAGCACACUCAUUUUGUCAACACAGCUACCAAGAUGUAAUCACUUUGAUUACAGUAUUGUGCCUGAAUGUUAAAUUUGAUGUUCGUCUUUUUUCUGAACUGAUCUUUAAGUGAAUGGGUACAUUUAUUGUCUAUGUUCUUACAAGAGGCCAUUCACCUCUUAUUAUUUUUAAACUCUCUUCCCACUUUCCCAAAAGCUCAUUUUUCACAAAGAAAUCUUUGUAUAUUUUCUUGUGGUACUGAGAUUUUGACAUUGAAUGUGUAUGGAUAGAUGUGCCACAUUAUCUUUUCAUUUGGAUCAGUGUUUCAUUGCAAUACUCCCAGUGCCACAUUUAUCCAGCUAUUGCGAUUGGUUUGUUAAAGUCACCUGUUUCCUCCAACUAAAGUUGCCGUAGACAGGGGUGGUAAACCAUAUGGCACGUGCUUAAGAUGGCAUGGUCAGAAAUGUUGUUGGUCACAGCAAGCAGUUCUUUAAAACCAUCUAUAAUAAAGUCAUACAUAACUGUGAUUAUCUUUACUACCAAUGAAGCAGAUGACGGUGUUUUUACAAUCCGAGAGCAGUGAGAUGCUUUGAGAGGAAACAUCUCAUGCAAGCUUUGUGCCAGCCAAGCAUUUGGAAGAACAUGUGACAUUGGAUGGCACAUUUUGAAAUCUUCACAGACCUGGAAUACACAUCAGUAUUUGGAUAGUAAACUGUUAUAACAAUACCAUUUUCAGUGAUAUUUUUCAAUUGUCCUUUUAAAAGAAUAUUUUUGAAUAGGUUUUCUAAAAUACUUGACAUAAAUAAGCAAUGAGACUUAUCGUAUUUCCUUAAAGACAUCAAUAAUUAUUGUCAUAUUCAUGAACCAAUGAUAAUCUCUGCUCCAAAUUAUGGCAUGUGAGAGAAUUAUUUUCAGAAGAUUGAGAGCCUGUGUCAAUUUGGGCACAGGCUCUCAAAAAACAUUUGCUCCCCUGCCCUAGGAUAUCUGCUAAUAGAACAUGGUUUUUGUUUUUUUUUGCAAUUUAAAUCAUUUUUGCCUUUUGACAAUUGAACAUUAUUUUGAAAGUGUUUAUAAUCCUGAAUGUUGCAUCUGCAAUAAAAAAAAUUUUGACAUUAGCAUU